This is a messenger RNA of Striga asiatica, 1743 nucleotides long. The record is from the annotation of a GenBank genome assembly. NCBI's taxonomy places the organism in Eukaryota, Viridiplantae, Streptophyta, Magnoliopsida, Lamiales, Orobanchaceae.
AUUCAGAAGGCUACUUAUCUCUCAAACUCCACCUAAAGCCCAACAGUAGAGGCCCAUGAUAUUCUCUGCAAACCCGACCCGGUUCAAUUACCUCGACUUGUCCCCUCAAGCAAGCUAAUUCACUAAAAUCGAUCUCUGCAAACACUCGCACCAUCAAAACCCUCACAGAGCUAUUACAAAUUUGCAUCUCGAUUACUUUGUGCACUCGAAACCCUAAUCCAAUUCAUCACGAUGUCGAUAUUCGAGUAUAAUGGUAGCGCUGUGGUGGCGAUGGUGGGGAAGAACUGCUUCGCGAUCGCUAGCGACCGGCGGCUCGGCGUCCAACUGCAGACCAUCAGCACUAACUUCCACAAGAUUUAUCAAAUCCAUGAUAAGCUCUUCCUGGGUCUCUCGGGCCUCGCAACUGAUGCUCAAACCUUGUUUCAGAGACUCGUUUUCCGACACAAGCUAUAUCAGUUGAGGGAAGAGAGGGAUAUGAAGCCUGAAACUUUUGCCAGCCUUGUAUCUGCCCUUCUGUAUGAGAAGAGGUUUGGUCCAUACUUCUGUCAACCUGUAAUUGCCGGAUUGAGUGAAGAAGGCAAACCUUUCAUCUGCACCAUGGACUCUAUUGGGGCUAAGGAACUUGCCAAAGAUUUUGUCGUUUCUGGUACUGCCUCAGAGUCACUCUACGGUGCCUGUGAAUCAAUGUUCAAGCCAGACAUGGAACCCGAAGAAUUAUUCGAGACCAUCUCACAAGCCCUGCUAUCAGCAGUGGACNGUAACCGAAAGAAUUCUGAAGGGAAGGAUGGACUGAUUUACUCGAUAUGUGCUCCGACAUGGGAUUUCGUUUGUUACGUCGAAAAUUUCUGUGUUGCUCAGUUGCUCAAGUUUGUUAUGGUGGCAAUGUUGGUCUAUUUUGUGCUCUUACUCUUGUACCUAUUGUACAAUCUUGGAAUCUGCCAAUGCAUUUGCUGCACAUUUCUCAAAAUCAUGUGUGCCGUUUUUUCCACUUGUUUCUCCGCAUUCGACUUUUGUUGCUCGUAUUUUUGCCACAAGCUCCGAACGAUAAGAAGAGCACAUAAAAGAAGGCGAAGGAGAAAGAGGGACAUUGAAGAAUUUGACGUGCAAACUAGCUCUAGUGAGGACGAAUACGAAUUAGAAGAAAGGUCUCGAAAAAAAACUAGCCAUCUUGAAAACCGAGGAUCACGCUUUAGUAGAAGACGAAACUAUAAAGACGAGCAUUUGAGGAGAUCAUUGAGGCCGACUAAUCAUCGGGCGCGUUUGGAGCUUUCGGGUCGCUUGCAUCGUGAAAGGGCUUUGAAGAAUAGUAGUACUAUUGACGAUCGUAAUAUUUUGCUUCACGAUCAUAUUCGUGUGAAUAGAAGUUCGAAAUUUUCGAAGAAGGGGUCCAAGGUUAAAAAUGGGAUUCAACAUUAUAGGAGGAGAUAGAUCAUUUUAAGGUGAAUGUUUGAGUGAAUUUGAGGGUUUUAAUGGUAAUUGCAUCACACUAGGAGAAGAUGUUGGAUUUUUUAGUACUUUUUAGUAUAUAUCUUUAGUAUCAUGAUAUGAAAUUCUGAACUUUCUUUUAUUUGAUAUGUAUAUUGUUGUAUAUUUGUCGAGCUGAGUUCGACUUGUUAAUAAGUUAAUGUGCUUAUGAACGAGUUCGGGCCCAACUAACUUGUUAACAAGGCUUAACGAGCUGAUAUAUGAUAGAAGUAUAGAAAAUUGCUUAAAACUUAUUUAUUUGUCAAACUUAACUUUAAC